Molecule: messenger RNA, 6562 nt
Organism: Drosophila serrata
Lineage: Eukaryota; Metazoa; Arthropoda; Insecta; Diptera; Drosophilidae
Gene: PolQ
Product: DNA polymerase theta
Biological process (GO): double-strand break repair via alternative nonhomologous end joining; DNA-templated DNA replication
Molecular function (GO): ATP binding; DNA binding; DNA-directed DNA polymerase activity
Source: RefSeq, a predicted model, not a curated record
UAUUAUUUUUUUAAGUUUAUGUUUUAAAUAAUAUUUAAAAACUCCGGUACCAUGGCGUUUUCGCAGUCGUUCGAUUUUGGCGACAGCACGUUCAUGGAGCUGGAGAAGGGCCUGCAAACGGCAGCCGGAAAGGAAAAUUUUCGCCCACAAAAUUCCAAGGCUAGGUUGAGCGCAGCCAAGAAAUCCAAGGUUUCCUCCAUUCAGGAGAGUGAAAACUACUCGGACUUUUUUCGAGACGAGUUCUCCUACGAGGUGGAACAAGCCAAAAAGGCGUCGGAGCAUUCAGUGGUCAAUGUGUCGCAGGUCGAGGCGGCACUUCUAGAAGGAGUUCCCCAUCGCAACUCUGGCGACUCGAACAAGCAAGUCUGCUCUGAGGAUGUGUUUGAGGCGGACGACAAGGCCAAGGAAGAUGACCGGGAUGUGGCCAAUCUGGAUGAGAGCAGCUUCCUGUGUCCAGCACGGGAUGAGCGGGCAUCCCAACAGCUGAAGGAGGACCUGUUGCGCAGUCGUUGCAUUCUGGCCAAGCAGAGCGACCACCACGAGAUAUCGCGCAUCACCCAGAAUUUGAGCAGCAUGUCGCCUAACCAGCUGCGAGUUUCGCCCAAUUCCUCUAGCAUUCGCGAAGCUCCGCCCGAAAGAAGAAACCCACCCGCAGAUUUGGAGUCCCUUAAAUCCAUUGCGGCCUGGAACUUGCCGCACAGCAUACAGAACGAAUACAAAAAGAAGGGCGUCCUGCGGAUGUUCGACUGGCAAGUGGAAUGCCUCAGCAAGCCACGCGUGCUUUUCGAGCACUGCAACCUGGUCUACUCGGCACCCACUUCGGCAGGGAAGACGCUCGUCAGCGAGAUUCUCCUCCUGAAGACUGUAGUAGAGCGCGGCAAGAAGGUGCUGCUCAUCCUGCCCUUCAUAUCGGUAGUACGCGAGAAGAUGUUCUACCUGCAGGACCUGCUCACCACGGCUGGCUAUCGAGUGGAGGGAUUCUUCGGAGGCUACACGCCACCCGGUGGCUUCGAGAGCAUCAACGUGGCUAUUUGCACCAUCGAGAAGGCCAAUUCGAUCAUUAAUAAGCUCCUGGAACAAGGCAAAUUGGACACCAUUGGCAUGGUAGUGGUGGAUGAAGUGCAUCUCAUAUCGGAUAAGGGACGAGGCUACAUUCUGGAGCUACUACUGGCCAAGAUUCUGUACAUGUCGCGCCGCAACGCCCUGCAGAUUCAAGUGAUCACCAUGUCGGCCACUUUGGCCAAUGUGGAGCUGCUCCAGCGCUGGCUGGACGCCGAAUUGUACAUUACAGACUAUCGCCCAGUGGCCCUGCAAGAGAUGAUAAAAGUGGGCACCAAGAUUUUUGACCAGCAGCUGAAGUUCCUGCGCGACGUAUCCCAGCAGGCGGAGCUGCGCCAGGCCCUGGGCAAUGAUUCUGACCAUGUUGCCCAGCUGUGCAUCGAGACUCUGCUGGAGGGCUGCUCCGUCAUCGUCUUCUGCCCCUCGAAGGAUUGGUGCGAGAACCUGGCCGUCCAACUGGCCACUGCCAUGCACGGGCUUAUCAAGUCUGGCACGGAUUUAGGUCAGCGUCUGCGGGCUAAUCUCAAUCCAGAGGCCAUCGAGGAGGUGAAAAAGCAGCUAAGAGAUAUUCCAACAGGUAUUGAUGCAGUCAUGUCCAAAUCUGUGACCUAUGCCUGUGCCUUUCACCAUGCCGGUUUGACCACCGAAGAGCGAGACAUUGUGGAGGCCUCCUUUAAGGCGGGAUCACUGAAAGUUCUGGUAGCCACCAGUACCCUAAGCUCGGGUGUUAACCUGCCCGCUCGACGGGUGCUCAUCCGCUCUCCCUUGUUCGGAGGCAAGCAGAUGAGCUCCCUUACCUACCGCCAAAUGAUCGGACGAGCGGGUCGAACCGGCAAGGAUACGCUGGGGGAAUCCAUCCUGAUCUGCACGGAGAGCAAUGCACGCAUAGGGCGGGAGCUGGUGACGGCGCAGCUGCAGCCCAUAACGUCCUGCCUGGAGAUGGACGGGAGUACUCACUUGAAACGCGCUCUCCUGGAGGUCAUAUCCUCUGGUGUGGCCAGCACCAGGCAGGACAUAGAUUCGUUUGUCAAUUGCACUUUACUGAGUGCCCAAAAGGCCUUGGAAGCAUCCUCCGCCGAUGUAGAGCCACCGCCGGAAGACGAUUCUGAUGGGAACUACAUCAGUGAUGCCCUGGAUUUCCUAGUGGAGUAUGAAUUCAUCCGACUUCAAACGGAUGAGGAGACGGAGUCCUCCACCUAUGUGGCCACUCGUCUGGGAGCUGCCUGCCUGGCCUCCUCAAUGCCACCCACCGACGGCCUUAUUCUCUUCGCCGAGUUGCAGAAAUCCCGUCGCUGCUUCGUCUUAGAGUCCGAACUGCAUGCUGUCUACCUGGUGACGCCCUAUUCCGUGUGUUAUCAGCUGCAGGAUCUCGACUGGCUGCUGUAUCUGGACAUGUGGGAAAAACUGAACCCGGCCAUGAAAAAGGUGGGAGAACUCGUCGGGGUCAAGGAAGCCUUUCUCAUUAAGGCUAUGCGUGGUCAGACGAAGCUGGACUACAAACAGAUGCAGGUGCACAAGCGCUUUUACACAGCUCUGGCACUGCAGGAGCUGGUCAACGAGACACCCAUCAAUGUGGUGGUGCACAAGUUCAAGUGUCAUCGCGGUAUGCUACAGAGUCUCCAGCAGAUGUCCUCCACAUUUGCGGGCAUUGUGACCGCCUUCUGCCACUCCCUGCAGUGGUCUACCCUUGCCCUGAUAGUGUCCCAGUUUAAGGACCGCCUGUUCUUCGGCAUUCACCGGGACCUAAUCGAUCUUAUGCGGCUGCCCGAUUUGUCACAGAAGCGAGCGCGUGCUCUUUUCGAUGCUGGCUUCACCAGUUUGGUGGAGGUGGCGGGUGCGGAUGCUCUGGAGCUCGAGAAAGUGCUCUUCAACUCGCUCAGCUUUGACUCCACGAAGCAGCACGACCACGAGAACGCCGAAGAAGCGGCCCUUCGGAACAAGGUACGUAACUUUUUCAUCACGGGCAAGGCGGGCAUGACGGUGGCGGAAGCUGCCAAACUGCUGAUUAACGAAGCUCGCCAGUUUGUUCAGUACGAGAUUGGGGUGGGAAGCAUCAAGUGGACGCAGGAACAUCCAAAGGCAUCGGAGGCUCCAAAGUCCCUGGAGAGCGGGAUGGAAGUGGAACUGCACAUGUCUUUAGAGGAGCAGCAUGCUCAGGGUCAGGUUCCCUCGUCAAAGCGCAGGCUGGCAAGCCCGGAAAGAAAUAAUAAUCCUGAAGACACUUCGAAACCCAAAGUGCCCAAGAUGGAUUCACGAGUGGAAGGGAAGAAGAGGAGCAGUGAAAGAAUACAGCGCCGUUCUCAAGGUUUAAACCAAAUUCUCCACAAAGAUUCCAAUAAAAAACCAGCCGAGGAACCUCUGAAAUCAUUGGCCUCUACUGGGAAUACUCAGAAAUCUGAAAUACCUCCGAAGAAGCCCUUUAUAAAUAAUCAGAGAUUGUCGAAGAAGGAUUCCCACUCAGAAAAGUCAACACCACGAACUUUAAUUGUUGAAACAAAAGAUAUUGCGCCAAUUCCUGCAGUUUCCUCCCAUAAGGAGACAUCAACAAAAAUCCAAUCAUCAGAAUUCCCCAAUGAAAACCUUUUAAUCCCAGUUCAAAAACAAAGAUCAGAGACUAAUAGAGAAACCAAUCCCGUGGACAAUAUCUCUAAUUCACCUGUAGCUCGAGAGCAAGAGCCCAGCACCAGUGCCCAGGCCCGAAAGGAGCUGCUAAGAAAGGAGAUAGCCGAACGCCGGCGGAUUGCCCUGAUGAAAAUCAACCAAAAACGCACCGAGCGAGCCGCCACGCCCCCUAUCGAGCGGUCUCCAGGCAUAGUUAAGGAAGCAACUACUACUCCAAAACCAAGCCAAGUUCAGACGGAAAGGGAACUUCGUAGUAACGACAAGGAGAACUUGGCAGUUAAUGAGAACUUGACAGUCAAGGGGAGCUUGGGUCCCAAGCCUUUCAAGGAGCCCUUCAGCAAAGAGUCCUCAGUGACCCCUACACGCAGGCAGAGUGGGAGUACAGCUACUACCCUGCCCCGCAGGAGUCCCCGCAAUCAUACGCCCACCCAGACUCUGACCACUACCCAGAGUCGCACUGCCUCAAGGAAGCCUUCCACGGCGGAGGAGGAUCUGUUUAUGGCAGACGAUUCCUUUAUGCUCAGCUCGGGAGUGACGGCUGCCCUCACGGCCGCCGAUAGCAAGAUGCCAGCAUCCUCGGAAGCGGAUGAAAUUCCCAGCUCUCAGCCCAAAGAACCGGAGGUGGUGGCCACUGCCUUGACGCCACAUGCUUCCAGAAUGAUGCGCUCAUUUCAGCUACGUUCGCAGCGGAUGCAAAGUCCCAAAGCGCAGUCUAAGGAACCGGCGACUGUACCCACAGAAACGACUAACUCCUCCACCGCAGCCUCAUCCAUGGAGCUCUCAGACAUGUCGCUGGAGAACUCACUGAUCAAGAAUCCGCUGCACCUGAAUGCCUCGCACAUUCUCAGCUGCUCCAAGGCGGACGACAAUGCCUCGAGUUUCAGCAGCAUCGACAUCAUUGACAUCUGUGGCAACCGACAAUUGUUCCAAAUGGCCCUAAUGGAGCUCCUAGAGGCUACACGUUGCGGCUUCAGCGUAGCCCUGCAGGCUCAGGCAGGCAGGCAAAAGCCGCUGAUUGGAGCCAACCUAUUGAUUAACCAGGUAGCGGCGGCGGAGCAGCGAGAGGCUGCUGCCGGACAGCAAGUACUGUUCCAGGUGGACGACACCUGCUUCAUAGCCGGAUUAUCCUUCUGUCUAAGGGACAAUGUGGUUUACUAUUUGAAUAUGCAGGAUGAGGAGCAGAAGCAGGGGCAGGGAGUGGUUCCCACAAGUCUGAAGGAGCAGGAGCUGUGCAAGCUGUUGGCACGUCCGGAACUAACGCUCAUCAUGCACGACGGCAAGGAGCAGCUGAAGAAGCUCUUGAAGGCCAUGCCAAAGCUUGGCAAGAUUGCUGUCAAGCUGGAAGAUCCCAAAGUGGGCAACUGGUUGUUGCAGCCGGACAAGACGCUUAGCUUUCAGAAUAUGUGCCAGCAUUUCGCUCCAGAGUGCACAGCUCUCGCCGAUCUUUGUGGCAGCGGUCGCGGUUAUACCAGCUAUGGUCUCGAUAGCUCCAGUGCCAUAUUACCCAAGAUUAGGGCCUCCAUCGAGGCCUGUGUUACAGUGCACAUACUCAAGGGACAGUUGGAGAAUCUGGAGAGAAUCGGCGAUGGUCAGCUGCUUAAGUUUUUCCGCGACAUAGAAAUGCCCAUUCAGAUGUCCCUCUGCCACAUGGAGGUGGUGGGCUUUCCUGCCAAGGAGCAACGACUGCAGCGUCUCUUCCAACAUAUGGUGGCCGUGAUGAAGAAGCUGGAGGGUAAGAUCUACGAGCAGCAUGGGUCACGGUUUAACCUUGGCUCUACGCAGGCCGUAGCCAAGGUACUGGGACUCCACCGCAAACCGUCGGGACGUGUGAGUACCUCCCGGCAGGUGCUAGAGAAGAUAGACUCACCCGUUUCAAUGCUAAUCCUGGCCCACCGGAAGCUGAGCACGCUUCUGGCAAAGAGUAUGCAGCCACUGCUGAAGUGUUGUGAGUCUAAUCGUAUCCAUGGUCAGAGCAUUACAUAUACAGCGACGGGUCGGAUCUCCAUGACGGAGCCAAAUCUGCAGAAUGUUGCCAAGGACUUUGUGAUAAAGCUGGGAUCGGACGGGAUAAACAUAUCUUGCCGUUCAGCCUUCGCUCCUUCGGAUGAAAAGCUGUGCCUGCUCUCAGCGGACUUCUGUCAGCUGGAGAUGCGCAUUCUGGCUCACUUGUCACAGGACAAGGCUCUAGUGGAGGUGAUGAACUCACCGCAGGACUUGUUCACAGCUAUUGCGGCUCGCUGGAAUCGCAUAGAGGAGUCUGAGGUGUCGGAGCACAUGCGCAACGGCACCAAGCAGAUCUGCUAUGGCAUAGUCUACGGCAUGGGCAUGCGCAGCUUGGCAGAAUCGCUGAAGUGCACGGAACAGGAGGCCCAGAUGGUGUCGGAGCAAUUCCACCAGGCCUAUCCAGGCAUCCGAACCUACACCCAGAAGGUGGUAAAGUUUGCCCGCAACAAUGGCUACGUGGAGACCAUUACGGGACGUCGACGCUACUUGGAUCACAUCAACAGUGGCGAGGCGCAAUUGAAGAAUCAGGCCGAGCGUCAAGCCAUCAACUCCACUAUUCAGGGAUCGGCAGCGGAUAUUGCCAAAAGCGCAAUCAUUAAAAUGGAGAAGAAUAUUUCUCGCUAUCGGGAGAAGCUGGGCGUAGCAGAAAACUCAGUCAACCUCGUGCUCCAUCAGCACGACGAACUGAUCUUCGAGGUGCCCGCCGACAAGGCGAAAAAGAUAGCCAAGGUGCUCAGCCUAACCAUGGAGAACUGCGUGAAGCUCAGUGUACCUCUCAAGGUAAAGCUCAAGAUGGGACGUAGUUGGGGGAAAUACAGGAAAUUAGGGUGUAGUUAUAAAAUAUAUAUUUUAUAUUUAGGGUAAUCAAUUGUAUAGG